GUGUUUUUUUUGUUGUUGUUUUUGUUUCCUGUCGGUAUAUUCUGGGAGGGUGUCUAACCCGUGUGAGUCUGGAGAGUGCCUGAUUGUAUGCAUGUGUUCGUGCGGCUCCACGGCUUCGGCUACGGAGUCCGAGUGGGCUGCACCCUGAUUCUCGCGGAACGUCAUACGGCAUAACGGUCAUCUACUCCUUGGAGUAGCCUGGUCCGGGGCUUAUAUGGAUAGACCUUAGCCAAGACGUUCCUAAGCUCCCGCGAGGGACGCGAGCAGGACAGCGCCUGAAAGAUCCCCCUCCCCUUGUCGGCAACAUCGUACUGGGAAGGGAAACACUACCCUUGCCUCCUGUCUCGUGUUCCCGUGUUCUUGUCUGUCUCUAGUCUUGUGAGGCCUCUGUUUGACCUAUACUGCGGGUAGCGGUAUAGUGUUUGCACAACAGCGUGCGUUGUUGGACUGUAUCUGUAGGCAGCUUGAGAAGGAGCUGACGAGCUCGAACUUCUCCCCUGCCAACCCUGGGGGACGCUCCAGGGUGUCGAGGGGCUCGAUUUUUUGGAGCCCCUCAUCUGUCCGAGGGUUAUAUCCGUCUGUCCGUUCCAGAGGGAUCCCUCGGCCCUGGACGGAAUCUGUCCACCACAGGGAGAUCUCGAGGCUCCUCUGGGCCGGUGGAAAUCUUGCUUUCGGUAGCCUACCGAAACCGCGCAGCGACCUUUUUGUUGAUUGUUCUGUGCGUACUGUUCAUUGUCCUUGGUGUUUUCUUUGAGUCUAAAAUGGGGCAGACUCUCACAACCCCUCUGAGCCUCACUCUGGGCCACUGGAAAGAUGUUCGGGCCCGAGCCGACAACUUAUCCGUAGAGAUCAAAAGGAGUAAAUGGCAUACUCUCUGCACUUCCGAAUGGCCCACCUUCAAGGUCGAAUGGCCUGCAGGAGGAACCUUUAACAUCAAUGUUAUCUUGCAGGUCAAGGAGCGAAUCUGCGAUCAAGGACCUCAAGGCCAUCCAGAUCAAGCACCUUACAUUUUAAUGUGGGAGAGCCUAGUCAAAGAGCCCCCUGCGUGGGUCUCUCCUUUUGUCCCUUCUAGCUCUCCCUCUGCUCUCCCUCUUCCCUUAAACCCUACCUCUCACCCAGUUCCCUCUGCUCCACCGGCAUCGACUCCCCACCCCACACCGACUCCUACCGAUCCCUCGAAACCCCCCACCUCUUCCUACCUAUAUCCUGUAGUCCCUACUGACCCUCCCUCGUUCAACAACGAUUCCUCUUUGCGACGCCCUAGGCAGGUCCUCCCUCCCGAGGAAUCCCCUUUAAUAGACCUCCUAACCGAGGACCCUCCACCUUAUCAUCCUCCUAGGCCGACAUCCGGCCCCAUGGGGGAAUCAGAUCAUACAUCUCCAAUUGCUGGCAGAGUUAGAGGCCGGCAGAGACCAGAACAAGGGGAGACUUCUAAGCUCCUUCCCUUGCGCCAAGGAAGGGAACCAGGGAGCCUCCAAUAUUGGCCCUUCUCUGCAUCUGACUUAUAUAAUUGGAAGUCGCAUAACCCCUCCUUCUCACAGGAUCCUGUGGCCCUAACCGCCUUAAUUGAAUCUAUCUUAGUCACACAUCAGCCUACUUGGGACGAUUGCCAGCAGCUCUUGCAGGCUCUUCUCACUACAGAGGAGAGACAAAAAGUCUUUCUAGAAGCCAGAAAGAAUGUCCCGGGGGAUGACGGAAGGCCCACACAACUUCCUAACGUGAUCAACGAAGCCUUCCCCCUGACUCGCCCUGACUGGGACUUCAAUACACCUGCAGGUAGGACCCACCUACGUCUUUACCGCCAGUUACUCAUAGCAGGCCUCCAUAAUGCUGGGCGACGCCCCACUAAUUUGGCCCAGGUAAGACAGGUAACUCAAGGAAAGGAGGAAUCCCCAACUGCCUUCCUUGAAAGGCUUAAGGAAGCCUAUCGUAGGUAUACGCCUUUUGACCCAGAUAGUGACGAACAAAGAGGAAAUGUCUCCAUGACAUUCAUCUGGCAGUCGGCUCCAGAUAUUAGGAACAAGUUACAGCGUUUGGAGAACCUCCAAGAUUUCUCCUUGCAGGAUUUAUUAAAGGAGGCAGAAAAGAUUUUUAAUAAAAGAGAAACUCAGGAGGAAAAAGAGGAACGACUUAGGAAGUUGCAGGAGGAAAAAGAGGAAAAACUAAAGAAGGAAGCUGAGGAAAAGGAAGAAAAGCGAGAGCGUAAACGAAACAAGGAACUUAGUAAAAUCUUGGCCGCCGUAGUGCAAGGCAGUCAGGGCUUAGAGAUGGGGAAGUCAGAGAGGGAGGGAGACAUAAGGAGGCUCCGGAUAGAACGGGACCAAUGUGCCUAUUGCAAGGAGAGAGGACAUUGGGCCAAGAACUGCCCGAGGAAGAAGAACGCUAAGCAAGUCACAACACUUAUGGCUUUAGAUGAAGAUUAGGGGCGUCAGGGUCAGGAGCCCCCCCCUGAACCCCGGGUAACCCUAACCGUUGGGGGGCAACCAAUCACCUUCUUAGUAGAUACAGGGGCUCAACACUCCGUUUUGACCAAGAACCCGGGGCCACUCAGCAACCGGAUGGCCUGGGUUCAAGGAGCCACAGGAGGAAAGCAAUAUCGCUGGACUACGAACAGGAAAGUACACCUGGCCUCAGGUAAAGUUUCUCAUUCAUUUCUUCAUGUCCCCGACUGCCCAUACCCACUUCUGGGUAGAGACCUAUUAACCAAACUCAAAGCCCAGAUCCAUUUUGAACCACAAGGGGCCACUGUAACCGGCCCUAAUGGGACUCCUCUACAUGUCCUCACCCUACAAUUGGAAGAAGAAUAUAGACUGCACGAGAAGCCCUCUCAACCUCAGAGGGACAUAAAGUCCUGGCUCACAUCUUACCCGGAUGCCUGGGCAGAAACAGGAGGAAUGGGAUUAGCUAUCCAGCAGCCCCCCAUUCACAUACAGUUAAAAGCAACCACCAUUCCUGUCAGUGUUAAACAGUACCCCAUGUCCAACGAGGCCCAUCAGGGCAUCAAGCCACACAUACGGCGGUUAUUAGACCAGGGUAUUUUGACCCCAUGCGUCGAUGACAUCCUGCUGGCAGCCACCAACGAGGAAGACUGCCGAACAGGUACUGGGGAUCUCUUAGUAACCCUAGGCCAAUUGGGGUAUAGGGCAUCUGCCAAGAAGGCCCAGAUUUGCCAGGAUAGGGUCACCUACCUGGGCUAUGAACUAUAUGAUGGACAACGGUGGCUAACGGCUGCAAGGAAGGAAACUAUUUCUAACAUUCCUGCGCCUCAAAACCAUAGGCAAUUGCGGGAGUUCCUAGGAACAGCAGGCUUUUGUAGACUAUGGAUCCCGGGAUUCGCAGAGAUAGCGGCCCCUUUAUAUCCAUUGACUAAACAAGAUACCCCUUUUGUUUGGACUGAACAACGGCAACAGGCGUUUGAUCAUAUCAAACGAGCGCUUCUUAAAUCUCCAGCAUUGGGCCUGCCAGACAUAACGAAGCCCUUUGACCUCUUUGUUGAUGAAAAACAAGGCUUCGCUAAAGGGGUCUUGACCCAAAGACUCGGGCCUUGGAGACACCCCGUUGCCUAUCUCUCUAAGAAAUUAGACCCCGUAGCGGCUGGCUGGCCACCAUGCCUAAAGAUGAUUGCGGCAAUUGCAGUCCUUAUCAAAGACGCCACCAAACUGACACUGGGACAGCCCCUAACCAUACUAGCUCCACACACAGUGGAGUCUUUAAUCAGACAACCACCGGACCGCUGGCUGUCAAACGCCCGCCUGACCCAUUACCAGUCCCUCCUCCUGGACACGGACAGAAUCCAGUUUGGGCCUGUAGUGACCCUUAACCCUGCAACCUUGCUGCCCACUCCGGGAGAGACGCCACCAUUACAUGACUGUCACCAGAUCCUUGCUGAGACUCAAGGGACACGGCCCGACCUGACUGAUCAGCCUAUCAAGGAUGCAGACCUGACCUGGUACACGGAUGGCAGCAGCUAUCUACAAGAUGGAAAGCGACGGGCAGGGGCUGCCAUCACGACGGACUCUCAGCUUGUAUGGGCCAGCGCGCUACCAGAAGGUACAUCAGCACAACGGGCGGAGCUGAUAGCUUUGACCCAGGCCCUCCAACUGGCAGAAGGUAAGAGCCUUAAUGUCUAUACCGACAGCAGGUAUGCUUUUGCCACUGCCCAUGUCCAUGGAGAGAUCUAUAGAAGAAGGGGACUGCUCACCUCAGAUGGAAAAGAAAUCAAGAAUAAAGCCGAGAUAUUAGCCUUAUUAAAAGCCUUGUUCCUUCCCAAAAAGCUGAGCAUAAUGCACUGUCCUGGCCACCAGAAAGGGGAGACCCCUGAGGCAAGGGGAAACCGCCUGGCUGAUACGAUGGCUAAACAGGCAGCCCUGGGACCCCAAUUGCUAACUGUCACAAUACUUACUGAGACAGAAGACAUAGAUGAUGCCACCACUUGGAAUUAUGAGGAGGCCGAUUUGGACUAUGUACAAAAACUGGGAGCUGACUACAAUCCAGCCCUCAAUCGAUGGGAAUAUAAAGGGAAAGCCGUAAUGCCCAUAAAAAUGGCAAAGGAGCUAAUAACUCACCUACAUCGGCUAACCCAUCUGAGUGCAAGCAAAAUGAAGACCCUCAUGGAAAGGGCCAACUUAGAAAACCAUUUCCCCAAACAAAAUUUUCUUCUUCAUCAAGCAGCUACUAAUUGUAGAGCCUGUGCUCAAGUCAAUCCUGGAAAGACUGUUAUUGGACCAGGUGUUCGGGCACGCGGACGGCGACCUGGCACACACUGGGAAGUUGACUUUACCGAGAUUAAACCCGGCAUGUAUGGAUAUAAGUAUCUCUUAGUAUUUCUAGACACCUUUUCAGGAUGGACGGAAGCUUUUCCUACCAAAAAGGAGACAGCUACCAUGGUUGCUAAGAAACUGUUAGAAGAAAUCUUCCCAAGGUAUGGUAUGCCUGAGGUGCUAGGGUCCGACAACGGGCCUGCCUUUGUCUCCCAGGUAAGUCAGUCGGUGGCCAAGCUGCUGGGGAUUGAUUGGAAACUACAUUGUGCUUAUAGACCCCAGAGUUCAGGGCAGGUAGAGAGGAUGAAUAGAACCAUCAAGGAGGUUUUGACCAAAUUACUGCUCGAAACUGGCUCUAAAGAUUGGGUAUCGCUCCUACCUCUAGCGCUCUAUCGGGCUAGGAACACCCCAGGGCCUCAUGGCCUAACUCCCUUUGAGAUUCUUUAUGGUGCUCCACCCCCCGCUGUCACAUUCUUUGCCCCCGAUAUCUCCGCUCAUGCCCCCUCCCCCUCUAUACAGGCCCACCUGCAAGCUCUGCAGUUGGUGCAGCAGGAAGUCUGGAAACCCCUGGCAGCCGCCUACGGAGAGAAACUCGACAUCCCGCUAAAGCCACAUCCCUAUAAAAUAGGAGACUCCGUCUGGGUUCGCAGACAUCGAGCCACAAACCUUGAGCCCCGCUGGAAAGGACCCCACACCGUGCUCCUGACGACACCCACAGCACUAAAGGUCGACGGAAUUGCAGCCUGGAUUCACGCCUCCUAUGUAAAAGCAGCACAUACAGAAGAACAAACCGAACCCCUUCAAGAUCUG
Mustela lutreola (European mink) is the source of this 5570-nucleotide messenger RNA. RefSeq lists its product as uncharacterized. Lineage: Eukaryota; Metazoa; Chordata; Mammalia; Carnivora; Mustelidae. Gene Ontology annotation, biological process: proteolysis; virion assembly; DNA integration. The transcript has a single exon. The record is from RefSeq and is a predicted model, not a curated record. The annotation marks the transcript as partial. Gene Ontology annotation, molecular function: nucleic acid binding; zinc ion binding; aspartic-type endopeptidase activity.